Molecule: messenger RNA, 843 nt
Organism: Archocentrus centrarchus (flier cichlid)
Lineage: Eukaryota; Metazoa; Chordata; Actinopteri; Cichliformes; Cichlidae
Product: CD209 antigen-like
Exons: 6
Coding region: 1-843 (280 amino acids)
Source: RefSeq, a predicted model, not a curated record
AUGCAGACAGGUGCUGAAGCUGUAAAGAAGAGUUCCUGCAGAGCUGCUGCAAUUCUUCUGGGUCUGCUGAGUUUUUUCCUCCUGAUUGGACUAAUAAGUCUGGGCUGUCUGGGCUUCACCCAAGGCAAAUCUCAGUGGGAAAUGGAGACGGUGACACUACAGAAGCUGUACAACGUGACCAGAGAGAGAAACCAGUUACAGGCCAGUUACAACAACCUGACAACCGAACGAGACCAAUUACAGGCCAGUUACAACAACCUGACAACCGAACGAGACCAGUUACAGGCCAGUUACAACAACCUGACAACCGAACGAGACCAAUUACAGGCCAGUUACAACAACCUGACAACCGAACGAGACCAGUUACUGGCCAGAUACAACAGUACAGUUAAAGAGAGAGACCAGCUCCGAAACUCUUUGGAAGUCAUGACCAAAAAGAAAGAUGAGCUGUGGGCACUUAUUCAAGAUUGUGCAAAUUGGGUGGUCUUCAAUGGUAGUUUGUAUUAUGUUUCUUCAAAUAAGACAUCCUGGCAAAACAGCAGACAAGACUGCCUUCAAAGAGGUGCAGACCUGAUGAUUAUCAACAGCCAAGAAGAACAGAAUUUUGCUAACCAGUUCAAGAAAUCCUUGUGGAUUGGCAUGACUGACUCAGAGACAGAGGGGUCAUGGAAAUGGGUGGAUGGGACUCCAGUGACCACAAGGUACUGGAAUAAUAAUGAACCAAAUGGAGGCAUUAAUGAAAACUGGGGACAGAUAAGCAAUUACAAUUCACAAAACAGCUGGAAUGAUGAUAGUAAUUCCAAGUUAUUCUUCUGGAUAUGUGAGAAGAAAGUUUCUCCAUAA